UCUUUAUCUACAAGUAAUUAACUUUUCACCUAUAGACACAUCAUUCUCCAUUGUUGACUCUGCGUUUCAUUCUGUUCCAUCUAUUUUCAAUCUUUCUUACUAACUGUCUACCAUAAUGCAAGCAAACAUGCACUGCAUCGAACCUUUACACAACGUGCCAAUCACUAACCUUAGCAUACCCAUCAAGAGAUGGCGCUUGGCUUUCUCAACUAUCUACUGUUCAAGAGCCUUGUACUCUCAUUUCAAACAAAUCGUAGCAAACAAACACUCCAAAUACCAACGUUCACCAUCCUACACUGCCCUCAAUGUCAACCUAGACCCACCCAACUCCUACAAGAUUAAUCAAAACAGCCUCACGCAACUCAUGAAGCAAAAGAAUGUAGAAGAUCUUGCUCAACUUGGAGGACUUGAAGGCAUAGCUUUGGCUCUUGACACUGACUUGGAAAAUGGGAUUCAUUGUGAUGAUGAGGACAUUGCAUAUAGACAUGAAGCUUUUGGCUCAAACACUUAUUGCAAGCCACCCACAAAGAGCUUGUUUCAUUUUGUGUGGGAGGCUUUGAAGGACCCAACCAUUCUCAUCCUUUUAGUUUGUGCUGCAAUGUCUCUUGGUUUUGGCAUCAAACAACAUGGCCCAAAAGACGGGUGGUAUGAUGGUGGAAGCAUAGUUAUUGCUGUCAUUCUUGUCAUCACAGUCUCGGGCGGAAGCAACUUCAAACAGAACAAGCAGUUUGACAAAUUAUCUGAAGCGAGCGAUAAUGUCCAGGUUGAUGUUGUGAGAGGAGGGAGAAGGCAACAGGUUUCAGUGUUUCAAAUUGUACGACACGGUGAGAGUGAAAAGACUGAAAGAGAGGGGGAGACUGCUGAUGGGUUGUUCAUAGAUGGGCAGUCGUUUGAAGUCGAUGAAUCGAGCAUGACAGGGGAAAGUGAUCUUGUAGAAGUGAAUCGAAGCAUCAAUCCAUUCUUGUUCUCUGGAACCAAGGUAGCUGAUGGGUUUGCUCGGAUGCUUGUCGCUUCGGUUGGAACCAACACCACAUGGGGUAAGAUGAUGAUCAAAAUCAGCCACAACUCCAGUGAGCAAACGCCAUUACAGACCCGUCUCAACAAGCUGGCCUCAGCAAUCGGCAAGGUUGGUUUGGUUGUUGCUUUCCUAGUUCUAGUGGUGUUGUUGGUUCGGUAUUUCACAGGCAAUACAAAAGAUGCAAAUGGAAAUACAGAGUUCAAUGGAAGCAAGACAAAAGUUAAUGACAUUAUUAAUUCUGUUGUGGGGAUUGUAGCUGCUGCAGUAACUAUUGUUGUUGUUGCGAUUCCUGAAGGCUUGCCAUUGGCUGUCACACUUACUCUUGCAUAUUCGAUGAAGAGAAUGAUGGCUGAUCAAGCCAUGGUUCGAAAGCUUUCAGCUUGCGAAACAAUGGGCUCUGCCACUACUAUAUGUACUGACAAAACAGGCACACUUACACUGAAUGAAAUGACAGUCACAAAGUUUUGGCUAGGCCAAGAUUGCAUAGAAGGAAGAGGUUCAAGUACCUCAAUUGCAGCCAAUGUUCUUGAAUUGCUCUGCCAAGGAAUAGCUUUGAACACAACUGGCAGUGUCUACAAGUGCACUUCAGGAUCCGAAUUUGAGUUAUCGGGUAGUCCCACUGAAAAAGCAAUUCUUUCUUGGGGAUUCCUAGAAUUGAACAUGGACAUGGCAGUGUUGAAAGAAAAUUGUAUGGUUCUCCAUGUUGAGGCCUUCAAUUCGGAGAAGAAACGAAGCGGGGUUUUAAUGAAGAGAAAAUUUGACAACACGGUCCAUGUGCACUGGAAAGGAGCUGCAGAAAUGGUACUCGCGAUGUGCUCUCAUUACUAUGAUUGUUCUGGAAACAUGAAAGUUCUGGGUGAUAGUGAAAGAAUGAGAUUUGAUCAAAUAAUUCAAGGCAUGGCUGCUAAUAGUCUCCGGUGCAUCUCUUUUGCUCAUAAGAAAAUCUCAGAAGCAGAGCAUGCAGCAGGAGAAGAUGAUCAGAAGCUAAGUGAAACCUGCUUAGCCCUAUUGGGGAUGGUGGGUCUGAAAGACCCAUGUCGACCCGGUGUGAAGAAAGCUGUGGAAGAUUGUCAAUUAGCUGGAGUAAGCGUCAAAAUGAUCACUGGCGAUAAUAUUUUCACUGCAAGAGCAAUUGCCACCGAAUGUGGGAUACUCAGGCCAAAUCAGGACAUAGGCAAUGAAGCAGUAAUAGAAGGUGUGAAAUUUCGAAACUACACACCUGAAGAGCGAAUUGAAAGAGUUGAAAAAAUUUGUGUGAUGGCCAGAUCUUCCCCCUUGGACAAGCUUCUAAUGGUGCAAUGCUUGAAACAGAAAGGUCAUGUUGUCGCGGUCACUGGGGAUGGCACGAAUGAUGCACCGGCCUUGAAGGAAGCAGACAUAGGCCUUUCUAUGGGGAUUCAGGGGACUGAAGUGGCGAAAGAGAGCUCGGACAUUGUCAUAUUGGAUGAUAACUUUGCUUCUGUAACCACGGUCUUGUGUUGGGGUAGAUGUGUUUAUAACAACAUCCAAAAAUUCAUCCAGUUUCAACUCACUGUGAAUGUAGCUGCACUUGUCAUCAAUUUUGUGGCAGUUGUUUCAGCCGGUGAAGUUCCUCUAACCACGGUCCAGCUUCUGUGGGUGAAUUUGAUCAUGGACACAUUAGGUGCUCUGGCUCUAGCCACAGAGAAGCCCACAAAGGAGCUCAUGACAAAGCUGCCGGUGGGUCGAACCGAGCCACUUAUCACCAACAUCAUGUGGAGGAACCUGCUAGCUCAAGCUCUGUACCAAAUAGCAGUCCUACUGGCCUUGCAGUUCAGAGGCGAAUCAAUAUUGGGGGUGAAUCAGAGUGUGAACAAUACUUUGAUCUUCAAUACUUUUGUGCUUUGCCAAGUCUUCAAUGAAUUCAAUGCACGAAAGCUUGAGAAGAAGGAUGUGUUUGAAGGGAUAUUGAGGAACAGGUUGUUUGUGGGGAUCAUUGGGAUAACCAUUGUUCUUCAAGUGGUGAUGGUGGAGUUUCUGAAGAAGUUUGCAGGUACAGAGAGGUUGAGCUGGGGGCAAUGGGGAGUGUGUGUUGGAAUUGCUUCUGUGUCUUGGCCCAUUGGUUGGGUUUUCAAGUGCAUUCCUGUACCAGAGAAGCCAUUUUGCAGCUAUCUCAAAUGGCAGAACUUGAAAUGCGGUUGCAAAUAAUCAGCUGGAGAUUUCAGUACUUAAUUUGUAGAAUGUGUAACUAGUUCUCUAUCAAAAAAUUAAAAUAUUUAUAGAAAACCACUGUUGAUUAUCCGAGCAGAAGGUUACUGCUUGAUAUUUUCAAA
Messenger RNA from Camellia sinensis, 3309 nucleotides. The record is from RefSeq and is a predicted model, not a curated record. NCBI's taxonomy places the organism in Eukaryota, Viridiplantae, Streptophyta, Magnoliopsida, Ericales, Theaceae.